This is a messenger RNA of Cucumis sativus (cucumber), 1035 nucleotides long. RefSeq names its product E3 ubiquitin-protein ligase UPL6-like. Gene Ontology annotation, biological process: ubiquitin-dependent protein catabolic process; protein polyubiquitination. Bases 216 to 764 code for a protein of 182 amino acids. The record is from RefSeq and is a predicted model, not a curated record. Gene Ontology annotation, molecular function: ubiquitin protein ligase activity. The transcript is spliced from 6 exons. NCBI's taxonomy places the organism in Eukaryota, Viridiplantae, Streptophyta, Magnoliopsida, Cucurbitales, Cucurbitaceae.
UGAAUAAUCAAUGAAAAAUGAAUGAAAAGGUUUAUCCAUGCAAGCUUCAAACCAAAGUCAAGGAUAUCGAUCCUUCCAGGGGAGUCCAAAGUUCCAAGAUUGUUUAUCCAUGCAUCAUUUUGUCGAUCUACUAAGAUUAAAUUGUCUCGUUGUAGUUGCAAGACUGGAACAAUAGACGGCAGUUUACACCACCCAGUGACUUCCAUGCUGACGCGAUGAAUGAUUAUUUCAUUUCACAGGCAGUGAUAGAAAAUACCAGAGCAAAUGAUAUACACAAGCGAGUUCCCUUUUUAGUACCGUUUACUAGCAGGGUUAAGAUUUUCACUACACAACUAGCAGCAGCUAGGCAAAGGAAUGGAUCUCUUGCUGUUUUUGCCAGAAACCGGUUUAGAAUUCGACGAAAUCAUAUAUUGGAAGAUGCUUUCAGUCAGAUGAGUGCAUUGUCUGAAGUUGAUCUUCAAGGAUCGAUACGUGUGUCUUUUGUUAAUGAAUUUGGAGUUGAGGAGGCAGGAAUUGAUGGUGGUGGUAUUUUUAAAGAUGUCAUGGAGAACAUUACACGGGCAGCCUUUGACGUGCAGUAUGGUUUAUUUAAGCAAAUUGCUGACCAUUUGCUCUACCCCAAUCCUGGUUCGGGAAUGAUACAUGAGCAACAUCUCCAGUUUUUCCAUUUCCUCGAAGUUCUUUUGGCAAAGGUCAUGUUUGAAGGAACUCUUGUUGAUAUACUUUUUGCAACAUUCUUCUUGAGCAAGUUAAAACAGAAGUAAGGUUUUUAAAGAUUUACUGUCUUACUGUUUUGUAUUUUGUGCUGAUCCACUAAUCGUAGUAUUGAUGGUCAUGACAAUGACUAGUUGCAAGUUACUUGAAUUUUUAGGGUUCUAAAAAUCUUACAUUUUAUUAUGGGUGCACUGCCUACUAAUGAGAUUGUCAAUUGCUAACUUCCAAAUGUUGAAUUUGGGAUUUCCAUGCUACAUUCACUUUCUUGAUCUGCAAUUACAGAGCUACUCUAUACUGGAAUAAAGUCUCAUCUGAACUGUA